This is a messenger RNA of Microbotryum saponariae, 642 nucleotides long. The record is from the annotation of a GenBank genome assembly. Lineage: Eukaryota; Fungi; Basidiomycota; Microbotryomycetes; Microbotryales; Microbotryaceae.
AUGUGGAACUCUUCGAUCGUCCAAGCGGCACUCAUCUUCGCUGUGAUCGUGCUCUACUCGAGCCCUGUCGUGGCGUGGGCUUUCUGUCCGUGAGUUUUUUCGACCGCAGCGCGCGAGGUACCUGCGUCAUCUUUGGUCUUCAUCUGAUUCUUCAAAUUCUCAGCUUUGGAGACAAAGAUGAGCCAAUGGCCAUCUGCUCGGGCUUGUGUCAACUGGGCUGCUACGAACCGAAUUCGGGAACCGCUGAGUGAGUGACCUUCCCGCGCCCCUCCUGAGUUCAGAGCCGGCCCCGAAGGAUCGAUCAAACGCUGACAGACUCACAAUGACGGCUUAGCCCGACGCGCAUCAAAUCCUGCACGGGACAAUACCACCUAUCAAGAUCGGGUGAAGCAGCGGAUGAAUGUACGAAGCAAUGCAAUACGUUUUCGGUGUGCCGGGAAAAGAGGUGAGCCAAUCGUGCCUCUGGCGGGGCCCCCUUCGCCCGAGCUGAAGCUGUUUGUUGAAGGGCCUUGCUGACGUUGCUCUCGAGUCCGACGGCGCACAAAUAGGCAAAACCCGAAAAUCGACCGGGAAUGCCAGACCUGUCGUGACAAGUGUAUAGAUUGGUUCAUUCCUAACCUCAAUAUCACUGGCUAUCAUUGA